CUUACGUAUCCAUUCGAAGCUGACAGCACUUGACGGGAUAAGCCCCGUCGACGGGGUGCGACUUAGGAAGGUAGAAGACGGUGAAAUCUCGUACGCUCGAAGUGUAGAGGCCCUGUAGAGCCUGCCACAUCUCGGCCUGGUGCAGCCGGCUCUAAGGCAUGAUCAGCGGCCAUUUUCUGAGCGAGGCGGCUUCGUUCCGGAAUCAAUCAGCCUUCUUUCUAGAUUGUAUUCAGCUAACUCGACUACGACCAGCCCUCUUGCCCUUUCCUACGAUACUGUAUGUGAGGAGCGCCCUCAUUAACGACGAACGAGAGGAGAUCCUGCAGCAAUUGCGCCUCAUUCAUGUCACGGCCAGACGAAAGCGCUCCCCAAGGAAGAGUAAACAAUGAACUUCGCACCAUACCAAGAUGAAUCUCCUGAGAUAGAACGCGCCCUUUCCCCUCCUCCUGCUAAGAGCAGACCAUCUCUGGACUCCCAACGAGUACGCUCACCACCUCCGCAGAAUCGACCUUCUCAAGCUCCCCGUACGACAUCGCAGGUGCAGUCGCAAGCACCAAGAAGUUUUGGCAAUGAUGCGUUCGCGGCGGCGCAACAAGAGAGGGGACAGAGCCUGGAAGCUUUCGAGACGAGUCUGCUCAUGAGGUUGGACUAUGAAGCUAUGCUGGCAUACCUCCUCCUUCCACCUGCCGGAGGUGUCUUUCUCCUCAUAGCCGAGCACAAGAGCGACUAUGUCAGAUUUCACGCGUGGCAGUCCAGCAUGUUGUUUUCUGCCAUCUUUGUCCUGCACCUGAUCUUGGUCUGGUCGCGGGUGCUGUCGUGGAUGUUAUUUACGGUUGAUUUGGUUUUGAUCGGGUUUUUGGCCAUGCAUGCGUAUCGGGAUGUCGAGACUUUGGAGCAUUACGAGGUACCUUUCUUUGGGCGUCUGGCGAAUUCUUUUGUGGACGAGGAGUAGGUCUCCAGUCACGUUGUUAUCCCAGAACAAAGAGCCUCUAAAAGGCGUACGAAUUGGGCUUCGAGUUUCAGGAAUCCUGCUAUCCAGGCUCUCCGCUUAGCAAACCCAUACGCUUCAAGACUUCAAGCUUUGUGGAAUGGACGGCAGCGAGCUGUCAGGGAAAGGGAUUGGCACGUGUCGCAGACAUUUAGUAAAGGCAGGAGAGGUGUACACCCAUAUUCCUGGGGCCUGAAGUCUGCUCAGAGCCAGAGAUCCCUCUGUGUAUAGGUUUAUCAAGAAAUGAUACUUUGAGCCACAAGCCGAGAUCCAUAUCUGAGGGACUUUGAGUGCACUCAUUGUUCUUGAUUGAUCCCGGCUCUGGCUGUGAUGGUGG
This is a messenger RNA of Exophiala xenobiotica, 1325 nucleotides long. RefSeq lists its product as uncharacterized. The transcript has 2 exons. The record is from RefSeq and is a predicted model, not a curated record. Lineage: Eukaryota; Fungi; Ascomycota; Eurotiomycetes; Chaetothyriales; Herpotrichiellaceae. Bases 386 to 952 code for a protein of 188 amino acids.